Molecule: messenger RNA, 8319 nt
Organism: Manacus vitellinus (golden-collared manakin)
Lineage: Eukaryota; Metazoa; Chordata; Aves; Passeriformes; Pipridae
Gene: STAB1
Product: stabilin 1
Biological process (GO): cell adhesion
Molecular function (GO): hyaluronic acid binding; calcium ion binding
Source: RefSeq, a predicted model, not a curated record
AGUUAGGAGCUUUCUCCAAGAAUGGCAAGUCCACAGUGGUUAGCUGGGAAUUUGGUGGUUUCACGGAGUAUUUUUCUGUGCUGCUGCAUAGAAAGCAGAGCUUGGCUGUGCUUUUUGGACUCCAGAAGCCAGGAAUGUUGCAGUCAGUGCAAGGAUGACAAAGACAGAGGCAGCCAAAGUCAGAUUGUAUUGCAGGAUUCUGUGGAGUUCCCUAAGCAAGAAAAAAGAAAUUACAGCUGCUAUCACCACCCCUUUUGUGUAAGGGGUCCUGCCUGUAAAAGCAUGAAAAUGCAUCCUCCUGGAUUGCUGUUUUUCUUCUUAGCAGCAUGCCUCACUCCCACAGUGGACUGCCAGAGUCAGAAGUUAAAAUCCAUGCGAUGCAAUGUCAAGACGAUGUUUACCUUGAACACAGCGUGUACUGCUUGUGCUGCAGCACCUAAAAUGUUGUGUCCAAGAGGCUGGUUAAAGACCACCCAAGGAUUAGGGGUGAGAGACUGCAGAUACUCUGUCAAGUUAGGAGAAAAUACCCUUUCCCUGCCAGGGUGUCAUCACAUAUGUAAGAAGGAUAUUGAAGAGAAAAAGUGCUGUCCAGGAUUCUGGGGUACAGAGUGCUAUGAGUGUCCAGGUGGUUCUGAAAAUCCCUGCAAUGGCCAUGGGACGUGCUUGGACGGGAUGCAGCAAAAUGGGACCUGCAUCUGCAAGGAGCAAUACAGUGGGUUUGCCUGCCAGAACUGUCGAGAUGAAAAUCGUUUUGGCCCAGACUGUCAGUCAGUGUGUGACUGUGUGCACGGGGAGUGCAACAGCGGCGUCGCUGGGAAUGGGAACUGCACGUGCUAUGGAGGCUACACAGGCCCCAGGUGUGACCAAGAGCUGUCCCUGUGCAAAGGCGUGACGUGUGAGCCCAACAGCGAGUGUGUGGUGAGGGAUGGGACUGCAGAGUGUGCCUGCAAGCUGGGCUACAGAAAGCUUGGGAGCACUUGCCAAGCUCAGGAUCCUUGUUCUCCUUCCCCAUGCUCCCCCUUCGCUGUAUGUAAAGCUCUUGGAUCACGAACAUAUCAGUGUACCUGCAAAGAAGGAUAUCAAGGAGAUGGGAACAUUUGCCAGCCCAUAAACCCUUGUGUUGACAACAAUGGGGGCUGCCCAGAAAACUCUACAAUUUGUGUUUACAGACGUCCAGGAGAGGCAACUUGUGCUUGCAAGCCUGGGAUGAGUAAGAGAACUCCUUCGUCCGAGUGUUCUGCAUUUCCCAAUGAUUGCCGGCAGUAUUUUUGCGACGUGACCUCCAAGUGUGAGAUUAAUUCUCAGGGGAAUCCUAGCUGUGUGUGUAAAGAAGGGGAGAUUGGAGAUGGGAGAAGCUGCUAUAAAGAUCUCUUGGGUGAAAUAAAUCAGCUCAAUUUGCGAGGAAGGUUUGCUAGGAAAUUUAACAUCGCCAGGAAAAUGUUUGCUUCUGGUUGCUCCAUGUUGCUGACUAAAUACGGGCCCUUCACAGUCUUUGUACCAUCCCUUCUUCCCAUUCAUGAUAGAAUGGAAUUUAAUGACACCACUGCUGAGCGGUUGUGCAGAAUGCACAUUGUUCCUGGUCUGCACUUAAUAGAAGACAUGAUUAAAACCAAGACAAUGUGGACCUUGUCAGGACACCAGAUGACAUUCACGAGCCAGACAUACAUCAAGUCAUUUCGAUAUCAAGACCUGCCGGGGGAGCUGUACAAUGUUCUGCACUCAAACCUGCCAGCAGCCAAUGGCAUCAUGCAUGUGGUUAACACUCUGAGGAAAAAAACCAGCACUGACAACCUCAGCAACCCACAGAAAACCAUUGGUGAGAUCCUUGCUUCGAUGGAGAUCUUCAGUAGGUUUGAAACUAUACUGGAGAAUUGUGGCCUGCCUGCAAUCCUGGAUGGACCAGGCCCUUUUACUGUAUUUGUGCCCAGCAAUGAUGGUGUGGAUAAGUUGAGAGAUGGAAGGCUCAUUUAUCUUUUCACAGAGGGCAUAAAUAAGCUUCAGGAACUCGUGAGACAUCACAUCUACACUUCAGCAGCGGUGACAGUAGAUAAACUGAUGACGAUGCCACAAAUUGUUACUAUGGCUAACCAGAUACUUACCAUCAACAUCAGUGCAGAUGGAAGAAUUCUGAUGGAUGAAUCAGGGAUCCCCUUAAACAUGCGAGACAUUGUGGCAUCAAAUGGUAUCAUUCAUACCUUGGAUGGCAUCUUCAUCCCCCCCUCAAUAAUUCCCAUUUUGCCUCACAGAUGCAAUGAAGAGCAACAUAAAAUUGUGACGGGCUCUUGUGUGGAUUGUGAGGCCCUCAACACCAGUAUUUGCCCACCUGGCAGCACAGAAAUGGAACCAACGCUCUCCCCAAAAGAAUGUGUCUACAUCCAUGAUCCAGAAGGCCUGAAUGUCCUGAAGAAGGGAUGCGCCAGGUACUGCAAUCAAACCAUCACGAAACCUGGAUGUUGCAAAGGAUUCUUUGGUCCAGACUGCAUGCCAUGCCCAGGGGGAUUUUCCAGUCCAUGCUAUGGCCGGGGAAAUUGCAGCGAUGGCAUUCAGGGGAAUGGCAACUGUCACUGCUUUGAGGGUUUCAAAGGAACAGCCUGUCACAUCUGUGCAAACCCAAACAAGCACGGCGAGAACUGUGACGAAGACUGUGGUUGUGUCCAUGGUGUCUGUGACAACAGGCCUGGCAGUGGUGGUGUGUGUCAGUCCUGGUCCUGUAAGGAGGGAUACACCGGGAAAUUCUGCGACAGGACAUCCAAGAACUGUGGCCCGAGUGGGCUGUCCCAGUACUGCCACCAGAACGCUGUCUGCAGCCUCAACGACACAGCAAGGUGCAUCUGCAUGGAUGGAUAUGAAGGUGAUGGGUUUUCCUGCCAGCCCAUCGACCUGUGCAGUCAGCCAGAACGGGGAGGUUGUUCACAGAAUGCCCUGUGCACCAGUACAGGCCCUGGCACUGCCACCUGCCAGUGCAACGUGGGCUGGACCGGGGAUGGGAAGGUGUGUGUGGCCAUAGACAACUGCAUGCUGGAGAGCAGAGGGAACUGCCACCUCAACGCUGACUGUGUCUACAUCGGCCCUGGGCAGAGCAAGUGUGUCUGCAAGAGGGGUUAUGCUGGGGAUGGCCACAGCUGUGAUGCAAUCAACCCCUGCCUCAUGGACAACGGUGGCUGCCAUGACUUGGCUACAUGUGUGCCCCUUGGUGGAGGAGAGAGAUCCUGUGUUUGCUCUGAAGGCUACAUGGGGGAUGGCAUGACGUGCUACGGGGACAUUCUAAAAGAGCUGGCCAGGAAUUCCCACUUUGCGGGUUUCUACAGCUGGGUUAAGAAAUCUCUCUUCAGCAUCCCAGCAGGAACCAAUGUCACUGUCCUGGUGCCAUCAGAGGCAGCUAUCAAGAACUUGAGUGACACUGAGAAAGAUUUCUGGUUGACCCCCUACAUGCUACCAUUUUUAGUCAGGGCCCACUUUCUGGAAGGUGUCUUCACUGCUGAAAAGCUCAAAAAGUACAACGGGCCAGAAUUACCCACUCUCAACCCACAGACCAGAUGGCAGAUAAACACCACGAGCAGUGUAUUAACCAUCCAGAAUGCAAGUAUAGUUGUCAGUGACAUCCCUGCCAGCAACGGCAUUAUCCAUGUCCUCAGUAAGGUUUUGUUACCGCCUUCAGGAGAUGUCCCACCGAGUCCUCCUGGGCUGCAGGAACAGCUCGAGUCAGUGGCCUCAUUCAGCACAUUCAAGGACUUGCUAGAGCAAUACCAGCUCACUGGGAAGAUCGAGUCCUCUGAAAAAUACACCAUUUUUGUUCCUGGAAAUAAUUCCAUUGAGGAGUACUGCCACGCUGCCAAUGUGACCCAGUUGGACAAUGCAACAGUGCAGUACCACAUUGUACUGGGAGAAAAGCUCUUGCCCACAGACCUGAGAAGUGGAGUUCAUAAGAACAGCAUGUUGGGGCUCUCCUACUGGCUAAUGUUUUACCAGAACAGCACCCAGAAGUUUGUCAAUAAUAUUCCUUUGGAUGGAAAAUUCCUCGAGACCAAGAAUGGAAUGCUGGUCGGGGUGUCGCAGGUGCUCCAGAUACAGAAGAAUCGUUGCACUGCCAACACCACCACCAUACAAAAGUCAAGAUGCGGCAAGUGUGAGAAGGGGAUCAAGUGUCCUCCUGGAUCAGUUCUUGUGGAACUGCCAGGGAGCAAGAAUCUCGCUCGCUGCGAGCUGCGCUCCGGGGAUGCAGGGAUACUUGGCUGCCAUUUCACCUGUGCAAAAGUUUCUCUGAGGUCCGUCUGCUGCCCCGGCUACUACGGACACAUGUGUGAGAUGUGCCCAGGGAAGCCAGGCCAGUGGUGCUCUGGGAACGGGGAAUGCCAGGAUGGCAUGGAGGGCAGCGGAGAGUGCCGGUGCCUGGAGGGUUUCCACGGCACUGCCUGUGAAAUGUGUGAAGUGGGACGAUAUGGAGCUGACUGCAAAUCAGAAUGUGCCUGUGACAACGGGAUAUGUAACGAUGGACUGCAAGGGGACGGGAGCUGUGACUGCUUCCCAGGGUGGAAGGGCCCCACCUGCCAAGAGAGAAUCAAGACUGACCUAUGCAAUAACACCUGCCAUCAAAUGGCCAACUGCCUCAAUAGUUCCACAGAUUCCCUACCUAUGUGCUUCUGCUCUGCUGGAUACACAGGGAAUGGGACCCAUUGCACAGAAAUAGAUCCCUGCACUAUGGACCACGGUGGCUGCUCCGUGCACGCUGUGUGCACCAAAGUGUCCCCAGGAGAGAGGACCUGUGUCUGUAAGGAUGGCUACGCUGGGGACGGGACACUCUGCCUGGAAAUUGAUCUCUGUCUUGAAAGCAAUGGGGGCUGCCACACCAACGCUGAGUGCAUCAAAACAGGCCCAAAGAAGGUUGCCUGCAACUGUCUUCCUGGUUACAGUGGGGAUGGUGUGAGCCAGUGCAACCCCAUCAACCUGUGUGAACAGAACAAUGGAGGCUGCAGCCCCUUUGGGCUCUGCAAGUACACGGGGCCAGGCACUCGGAACUGCUCCUGCUCCUGGCACAGCGUUGGAGAUGGCUUCACCUGCCGUGGCAAAGUGCAUCAGGAGCUUGGAAGAAUUCCAGACUCGUCCAUGUUCUUUAGGAUGAUACAGGCAGAAAACAUCAAAGAACUCAGUGGGGCAGGGCCUUUCACUGUCUUCGUCCCACAGACAGAUUUCAUAGGAAACACUACAACAUUUGAGGAGUGGAAGAGCAGACAUCUCCUCCGGGACCUGCUUCGCUACCACAUGGUGGGUUGCCAGAAAUUGCUCCUCAGUGACCUGGAAGCCCAGGAGUCCCUCACAUCUUUAUCUGGUCACAAAAUAAAAAUCACAGUGAACGAGAAUAGCAUCUUUCUCAACGGGGAAGCCAAGGUGGUCAUGAGUGACAUCAUCGGCGUGAACGGGGUCAUCCAUUUCAUCGACAAGAUCCUCAUUCCAAGUGACCUGGUGGACCGUAACAUCUCCUCCAAGCUCUCAUUGCAGAACGUCACAGAGGUGGCAGAGGCCUUUGGGUACAGCAUUUACAGCAAGCUGCUGCAGGACGCGGAGCUGCUGCCGCUGGUCAGUGACCCCCUGCACAGGCCCUUCACGCUGCUGUGGCCCACGGACGCCGCCUUUACCGCUCUCCCCGAGGACAGGCAGAAGUACCUGUACCGCAGGGAGCACCGGGACGUGCUGGCCUCCUACCUCAAGGCACACAUGAUCAGGGACACCAAGAUUUUUGCUGGUAACAUGCCCCAGGUCGAAACCAUACGGACCAUGCACGGCUCCACCAUCUCGUUCAGCUGCAGCAAAACCCACGUGGGGGAGAUUCUGGUGGGGAACGGCGAUGCCACCAUCAUCCAGAGGCACAUGGAAUUCAGUGGGGGCAUUGCUUAUGGCAUUGAUAGACUGUUGGAGCCACCAGAUCUGGGAUCUCGGUGUGAUAAGUUCAGCUUCACUGAGCUACAGGGAUCUACAGAGAGCUGCGGACUCUGUGGCUUCGAGCCACCCUGCCCUGCUGGCUCCGUUCAACGGGGGGAAACCAGGCGCUGCUACUAUUACGGAAACCAGCUGCUGAGGAACACGUUCCUGCUUCACCGCAACUCCCUGUUGCGGCCGUCGUGGCCACCACACUCCCCGUGGGACCCCUUCAGGAGACACUUCUCUUCCAGGGGGCCUCUGAGACGAGGCUGCAGGAGGAGCUGCGUUUCCAGCCAGUGGAUCCCACAGUGCUGUGCCAACCACUACGGCCGAGACUGUCGGGUGUGCCCGGGGGGGCUGGAGGCGCCGUGCAAUAACCGUGGGACCUGCGACGACAAGAUCGGCGGCUCGGGGAGGUGCAACUGCAGCGAGGCCUUCAUCGGGACCAGCUGCGAGCUGUGCGCGCCCGGCAGAUACGGCCCCGAGUGCCGAGAGUGUAACUGCACUGAGAACGGCGUGUGCAAUGCGGGGCUGCACGGUGACGGCUUCUGCUUCUGCGCCGAGGGCUGGACUGGAGACCGCUGUGAAAUCAGAACAGUGGUGACUCCCACCUGCUCCCCACCGUGCCACCCCCAGGCCGUUUGCCGCGCCGGCAACCUCUGCGAGUGCGACCUGCACUACGAGGGGGACGGGAGAGUGUGCUCAGUGAUCGACAUGUGCAGCCAGGACAACGGGGGCUGUGCCCGGCACGCCCAGUGCUCCCAGCUGGGCGUGAACGUCUCCUGCGCCUGUGAUCCCGGCUACAGCGGCGACGGCUACGUGUGCGACCCCAUCGAUCGGUGUGCGGACGGCAGGAACGGGGACUGCAGCCAGCACGCCUCCUGCAUCAGCACCGGCCCGAACGAGCGGCGCUGUGAGUGCAAGCAGGGCUAUGUGGGAGACGGGAUCCAGUGCCUGGAAGAGGUCGUGCCCCCCACGGACCGGUGCCUGGAGGACAAUGGGCAGUGCCAUCGGGAGGCCAUCUGCACUGACCUGCACUUCCAUGAUAAGACCAUGGGCGUGUUUCACCUGCAGUCACCCCGAAAAAAGUAUGACUUCACUUACGAGCAGGCUCAGGAGGCCUGUGCCGCAGAAGGCGCUUCCCUGGCCACGUUCCGGCAGCUCUCGGCAGCACAGCAGAUGGGGUUCCAUCUGUGCUUGGUGGGUUGGCUGGACAAUGGCACAGCCGGAUACCCCACAGCCUACCCCAACCCCAGCUGUGGGUCCAACCACGUGGGCAUUGUGGACUAUGGCUCCCGAAGCAACCUGAGCGAGACCUGGGAUGCGUUCUGCUUCCGGGAGAAGGAUCUGACUUGCAUCUGCCGUGAGGGGUUUGUGGGAGAUGGGUACUGGUGCAGUGGGAGACUCCCCGAUGUGCUCGCAGACAACGACCGCUUCUCCACCUUCUAUUCCAUGUUGCUCAAUUUUGCCAAUGACACAGAAGAAGGACUGGAUUUUUUCAUGUACUUGUCUGAUGACUCCGCUCCCAAAACUCUGUUUGUCCCUCUGAACUCUGGCUUUGCAGGCAAUGAGACACUGACAGGAGAAGAACUGAAGCUUCAUGUGUCAUCCAGCAAUGUUGUCCUCUUCAGCUACAACCUCACAACAGGCACCAUCAUCCCAUCCCAGUCAGGACAUGACCUCCACGUAUCAGAACUCCCAGUGGGCAACAGUACAGAGCACUCAGACGCCAAAGGGAUCAAUGACACGAUGAUUGUGGAGUGGGACAUCAUGGCUUUCAAUGGCAUCAUUCACGCGAUUGCAGAGCCCCUGAGGAUCCCACCGCCUGUCGUUCACCUCGGCCAGGUGAACGGUGCCGCGCAGGGCUCGGGCUCCGUGGCCACCGGGACGGUGUCAGCGCUGUGCUUCGCGCUGGCGCUGGCCGCUGGGGCCGGCAUCGCCUACACUGCGGAGGAGGCUGGCCGGCAGGAGGGGCAGUUCGGGUAUUUCCAGGUACGGAGCGGGCGGGAGGAGCGGGAGGGCGGGGGAUGGAGCCCGGGGAUGGGAAGCCCGGGGGAAUGGAGCGCCGGGGAUGGAGCCCGGGGGAAUGGCAGCCCGGGGGGAAUCCGCCGGACAGGCACCCGACAAGGGGGCGCCAGCGAGCCCGGCCAGACUGAGAUGAGGGGGCGGGAACAGAGGACCGGGGGCGGGGCCCCCGCUUCAGCCGCCGCCCCCCGCUCAGCCAAAUCCGCGCUUCCCCUCGCAAGGCGGAUUCUGGCGCGCUGGACGAGGAGGAGGAGGGAGCAUGGAAGGAGGGGCGGGGCCGCGAAGGCGCGCAGCAAGGGCCACGCGCCGGAGGGCCCGCCCCAGCGGCCGCUUCGGGCCAUGCCCCAACCCGCUGUACGGCGGCCACGCCCCCACUAA